Molecule: messenger RNA, 943 nt
Organism: Halichondria panicea
Lineage: Eukaryota; Metazoa; Porifera; Demospongiae; Suberitida; Halichondriidae
Product: small ribosomal subunit protein eS4-like
Exons: 5
Coding region: 60-845 (261 amino acids)
Biological process (GO): translation
Cellular component (GO): cytosolic small ribosomal subunit; ribosome
Molecular function (GO): structural constituent of ribosome; RNA binding
Source: RefSeq, a predicted model, not a curated record
UACCAUGUGGCUAAACUUAAUGCGCAUGCGCAGAUUCUUUCUUCUUCAAUACAGUCAACAUGCCGAGAGGUCCAAAGAAACAUCUCAAGCGGCUAAAUGCCCCAAACCAUUGGAUGCUUGACAAGUUCUCGGGAAAAUUUGCCCCCCGACCCUCCCCUGGCCCCCACAAGCUGAGAGAAUGUAUUCCACUGGUGGUGUUCCUUAGGAACAGACUCAAGUAUGCCCUGACUGGAGACGAGGUCAAGAGGAUAGUCAAGCAAAGGCUCAUCAAGGUGGACGCAAAGGUCCGCACUGACCCCAACUUCCCAGCCGGCUUCAUGGAUGUGAUCUCCAUUGACAAGACCGGUGAGCACUUUCGACUGUUGUUUGAUGUCAAGGGACGCUUCACCGUCCAUCGUAUCAGCCCUGAGGAAUCAUCGUACAAGCUUGCAAAGGUACGACGUAUUCAACUGGGCAGGAAAGGUAUUCCCUUCUGUGUGACCCACGACGGGAGAACCAUUCGCUAUCCUGACCCCUCCAUAAAUGUCCACGACACUGUACGCAUCGAUCUCAGCACGGGAAAGAUCACAGAAUACAUCAAGUUCGAUAUUGGAAACCUCGUCAUGGUGACCGGGGGAAGGAAUUUGGGUCGAGUGGGACUCAUCACGAAUCGGGAGCGACAUCACGGCUCCUUCGAUAUCAUCCACGUCAAAGAUGCAGCUGGGCACACUUUUGCCACGAGAAUGGGCAAUGUGUUUGUGAUUGGGAAGAGCAACAAGGCGAUGGUGUCCCUGCCCAAGCAGAAGGGAGUCAGACUCACCAUUGCAGAGGAGAGAGACAGAAGGAUGGAUGCUAAGGCAGCUUGAGUGGCUAGCUAGAAACUGACUUUAUUGAUGUUUAUUAUGGCAAUUGUGAAAUCUUGUAUGUGGUCAAUUUUUCAAGACUAAUUUGUUAACAAAAUGAA